Artibeus jamaicensis (Jamaican fruit-eating bat) is the source of this 1809-nucleotide messenger RNA. RefSeq names its product keratin 84 (gene KRT84). Gene Ontology annotation, biological process: intermediate filament organization; keratinization. NCBI's taxonomy places the organism in Eukaryota, Metazoa, Chordata, Mammalia, Chiroptera, Phyllostomidae. Gene Ontology annotation, molecular function: structural constituent of skin epidermis. The transcript has 9 exons. Gene Ontology annotation, cellular component: keratin filament. The record is from RefSeq and is a predicted model, not a curated record. The coding region runs from base 1 to 1809 and encodes 602 amino acids.
AUGUCGUGCCGCUCCUACCGAGCCAGCUCUAGUCGCCAUGCAGGCAAUUUCAGCUCUUGCUCAGCAGUGGUUCCCCAGAACCUGAACCGCUUCCAGGCCAGCUCUGUCUCCUGCAGGAGUGGGUCCAGCUUCCGAGGCUCUGGAGGCUUUGGUAGUCGGAGUGUCAUCACCUAUGGAUCAUGCUCACCCAGGAUAGCAGCUGGAGGCCCUCGUCCCAUUCGCUGUGGAGUUGGCUUUGGUGCUGGUAGUGGACGGGCCUUUGGCUAUAGUAAUGGGUAUGGUGCUAGCCUAGGGUUUGGGGCUGGCAGUGGUGUUGGUCUGGGCUUUGGAGCAAGCAGCUGCCUUGGCUAUGGCUUUGGUGGCCCUGGCUUUGGCUACAGAGUUGGAGGACUUGGAGUCCCAGCAGGCCCAUCUAUCACAGCAGUGACAGUUAACCAGAGCCUACUAACCCCUCUCAACCUGGAGAUUGACCCCAAUGCGCAGAGGGUGAAGAGGGAUGAGAAGGAGCAAAUCAAGACCCUCAACAACAAAUUUGCCUCCUUCAUUGACAAGGUGCGGUUCCUGGAACAGCAGAAUAAGCUUCUAGAGACCAAGUGGAACUUCCUCCAAGAGCAGAAAUGUGCCAGGAGCAACCUGGAGCCCCUCUUUGAGAACUACAUCACCAACCUGAAGAGGCAGCUGGAUGUAGCCAACAGUGACCGGGCUCGUCUAGAGGCUGAGAGGAACAACAUGCAGGAUGUCCUUGAGGGUUUCAAGAAAAAGUACGAGGAGGAGGUGGGAUUCCGGGCCAACGCUGAGAAUGAGUUUGUGGCUCUGAAGAAGGAUGUGGAUACAGCCUUCUUAAAGAAAUCUGAUCUAGAGACCAACGUGAACACCCUAGCUCAGGAAAUUGAUUUCCUGAAAACCCUGUACAUGGCGGAAAUUGAGUUGCUGCAGUCACAUAUUUCAGAGACAUCGGUCAUCGUGAAGAUGGACAAUAGCCGGAACCUGGACUUGGAUGGAAUCAUCUGCGAAAUCAAGGCCCAGUAUGAAGAGGUUGCCAGGCGCAGUCGGGCUGAUGCUGAGGCCUGGUACCAGACCAAGUAUGAGGAGAUGCAGGUGACAGCUGGCCAACACUGUGACAACCUGCGCAACACACGGAAUGAGAUCAGUGAGCUGACCCGCCUGAUCCAGAGGCUGAAGGCAGAGAUCGAGCACGCCAAGGCUCAGCGAGCCAAGCUGGAGGCCGCGGUGGCAGAGGCAGAACAGCAGGGUGAGGCAGCCCUCAAGGAUGCCAAAUGCAAGCUGGCCGAGCUGGAGGGUGCCCUGCAGCAGGCCAAGCAGGACAUGGCAAGGCAGCUGCGCGAGUACCAGGAGCUGAUGAAUGUCAAGCUGGGCCUGGACAUCGAGAUCGCCACCUACAGGCGCCUGCUGGAGGGCGAGGAGAUCCGGAUCUGCGAAGGUGUUGGACCAGUAAACAUAUCCGUGAGCAGCUCCCGCGGUGGCACGGUGUGUGGACCUGAGCUCCUGGCCACCAGCUCCACCCUCUCCCGCAGCGGAGUCGCCUUCUCCAGCGGCAGCAUGUCUUCUGGCGGCCUGUGUGGCUCCAGCCUGGGUGGCACCCAGGUUGUCAUGGGCGGCGGGAACCUGCUGAACACAGGCUCCCGGGCAGGCUCCGGCUCAGUGCUCCUGGGGGGGGCCUGCACCCCCAGCGUCCCCUGCCCGCUGCCCGCCGAGGGUGGCUUUAGUAGCUGCAGUGGGGGCCGCAGCAUCCGAGGUUCCAGCGUCCGCUUCGUGUCCACCACCACCUGCCGCCAGUCCAAGUACUGA